This is a messenger RNA of Paramecium octaurelia, 1160 nucleotides long. The record is from the annotation of a GenBank genome assembly. Lineage: Eukaryota; Ciliophora; Oligohymenophorea; Peniculida; Parameciidae.
AUGUAUAAUAAUUCAAGAGAUCCUCCUAAUCAAAUUCUUCUUCUAAUUCUUAAUUCAUUGCCUUCCUCUUUUCCUUUGAACAAUUCUUUCAUACAUCAAAAAUUCAAUUAGUAUGGAGAUAUUAAUAAGAUUCUUAUUUUUGAAAGAGGAAAAACAACCAAAGCCUUUGUUGAAUUUCAUGAACUGAAAAGUGCUAUUUAAGCUAGAAGAUAAUUGAAUGGGUGCAAUAUUUAAGGAGGAAAGUAAUUACUCACUUUUUAUAGUUUUAGAAUGAUAAUUCAUUUUUCUCGGCUUAAAAAUCUUAAUCUCGAAAUAGUGGAUAACUCAAGAGGAACAGAUUAUACAUAAGCUAGUAGUAAUAGUUAGAAUUCGGAUUCUAUACUAAACUCAAGAACUGACGAAAAUAAUUAGCUUGAUUUAACUAAUCAUAUUAGUCAAACUUAAUCACCAAGAGCUAAUUCUAGUCCUAUUAGAAACGAAUAAAUCAAUCGUCUAUUAGAAUCAGAUGAUGAAGAUGAUUUAACGAUCUGGAAAUAGGCAAUCCCUUAGAAUAUCUCAGAAUUUCAUCCAGACAUAUAAAAAUUACUUCAACAGAGGUAAUCAAGAUUAUUAAGAAUCUUAAACUUUGAUUCUAAAAUCACUGGAAAAAUGAUUUAUAAUGUCUUUUCUAAGUUUGGCAAUUUAGAAGAAAUCUUAUAUGAAAAAUCAUUGUCCAGAGCCUUUAUUAAAUAUUAAUCAGUAAAUUAGGCAAUUAUUGCAAAAGAAUAUCUCAAUAAUAUUUAAUUCUUUGAUUCAUAAGUAAGUUUAUAAUCUUCUAAUAAUUUAGAUAAGAAUUUAUUAUGAACCUCUCUAAUCACUAUAACCAACUUCUUUUUAGGACGAGUAUAUGAUCUAUUAUCAUGACAAUCAAUAAUUCAACACUAGUCCACUCUCCUCAAAUCUCUUGAUAACAUGCGUUUAAGAUCCUACUGAAAUCUCUGAGCAAAUAUAAAUGUUUGCAAAAGCUAAAGGUCUCUAUAUUCUUUAAUUUUUUAGAAAUUAAAUUAGGAGUAAAUAAUAUUCAUUUGACUAUGUAUUCUAAUGCCGAUGCACUAAAAAUUAUAGCUGUGUUUUCAGAUUAUGAAUUCUAAAAUCAGAAAAUGAAUAUCAUUCUCAAAUGA